AUGAGUGAAACUAGUUCGAUUACAUAUUCUGAUUAAGAAAUUGAAUAAUCCUUAAAGGAUUUAUUGGAGAGAAUUUUAAUUUAAUUGGAAAAAUAUAUAGAAACAAAAAAUGAUUUAAAUGAAAUAGAAAAGGAAUUGAAAGAUUAUGAGAAUCUAAAAUAAUUAGUCAAUAUAAUUAAAGUUGUUUUCACAAAUCUUAUCAUAAAAAUAGAUAAAAAAGUCUAGUAUGUAUUUUUUAUCAUUAAAGAAAGUUAGAAAAAGAUGUAGAUCCAAAUGUCUCUAUAAGAAGUAUAAGAUGUGAGGAAGAAUACGAAAAAUUGGAAUAAACAGUAAUUAAAUAUGAGGGUGAAAUCAGAAAUCAUAUUAGAGUAGAUAUAUAAUCUUAUUUUCAAAAUAGCUUGAAUAGCAAUUAAAAUUAUAUGCAGAAUCAAUCCAAAAUAAAUUAGAUGAAAGUGAAGCUACAAGAAAUGAGCUUCUAGAAACAACCAAAAAAGUAAUGAAUGUAAACAUGUGUCAAUAUUGUCCAUUAGAAUUUAAAGAGGGAAAAUUAAAAAUAUUUUGAGGAAAAUACUAAAUUACAAUCUGAUAUCACAUAAUAUAAGCAAAGAAUUUAAGAAUAUGAAAAUGAAUAAUAGAAAAAGACUAUAGAAUGUGAUUAUGAAAUUUAGUAAGCAAAUAAGAAUAGUUAAUAAAUUAAAACAUCUGUUUAAAGAAAGCCUAAUAGUAAACAAACCAAUAAAACUAGUUCCUAUUCAGAACAUAAAUUAAGUAGUUAAUUUUAAGAAAGCACUGAUUAUCCAACUUAAUCUUAAGGAUCUUUGAAAUAAAAUUACUUUAAUAUCCUUCAAUAUGGAUAAAAUAAUUAAUAAUAAUAAUUGUAAUAGUAAAUUUAAUAACAAUAAGAAUAUUAAAAAUAAUUUCAUGGUAAACAUAAUUCAAUUUCUUCAAUUAAUGACACUAUUCAGUAAUAAAUAAUUAUUAAGGAUAAAAAAGGAAACUUAAUUAGUUAUAAUGCAUCUAAAAAGAAUUCUUAAAAUUCUUAAUUCCAUUAAAACAAUAUUUAAUGUAUUAAAUACUUUUAUUAAUAUAGAAACAAUAUUAACACAACCUAGAAGCAGGAGUGGAAGUGCACGUCGUAAUUUAAAUUAAAAAUAAAAAACCUCUAUCCAUCAAUGA
Messenger RNA from Paramecium pentaurelia, 1176 nucleotides. The record is from the annotation of a GenBank genome assembly. Lineage: Eukaryota; Ciliophora; Oligohymenophorea; Peniculida; Parameciidae.